GUUCUUCAUCUCGCUCUCUCGUUAUCGUGACAACUUUUUUUCGUGUAACGAUUCUAUAUUUUGCAUAAAAGCGAAAGGAAAUUGCAAAUAGACAUAUAUAAUUCUUUUUAUUUUUUAACAACGUUUAGGAAAAACAUUGCCAAGAUGGAAUACGCCGAGUAGUUGCAAGAGGAAGCAGUGAAAAACACAAUACGUGAAACGAAAGAAAAAGUGUUGUGGUUUACGAAUUGAGAUUGUUGUGUAUAUGUGUGUGUAUGGUGGAGCCAUCAGCCACCAGUCAUUGACACAUCAACCCAAUCAACGGCAGCCCCCACUUUUCACAAUAUCAAUUAGAUUUCACACAUGAAAAGACCUUGAUGCAUAAUGCAAAGUUUCUCUACAAAAACUAAAGAAAUGUUUAUAGUGCGUGCUUUAGAGAAAAUCCUUGCUGAUAAGGAUAUUAAACGUUCCCAGAAUUCACAAUUAAAGAAAUCAUGCGACACCGCCUUAGAACAAAUUAAAGCUGAACUGAUUAGUGCGGGCCAAAUAGCAGAAGGUAAUGAGCUCCCCUGUGCUGCCCUACCGCUUCCGAAGAACGAUGCAGCCAGCAUUAUUAACGCGGAGACCUAUUUUCUGCCAUUUGAGUUAGCUUGCAAAAGCCGCUCGCCACGCAUUGUGGUGACUGCUUUAGAUUGUCUGGAGAAAUUGAUAGCAUAUGGCCACUUAACGGGAGCUAUCCAAGACUCUUCAAGUCCGGGGCACUUACUUAUAGACCGUAUUGUCAACACCAUAUGUGGCUGUUUCAACGGUCCGCAAACAGACGAAUGUGUGCAGCUGCAAAUAAUAAAAGCCCUUCUUACGGUGGUCACGUCCCAACAUGUUGAAAUUCACGAGGGGACAGUUUUGCAAGCUGUUCGCACUUGCUAUGACAUUUAUUUGUCUAGUAAGAAUUUGGUCAAUCAGACAACCGCUUGUGCUACAUUAACCCAGAUGUUGGAUGUGAUUUUUUCACGGAUGGAAAAUCAAGUGUAUGAGGUGGCAGCACAAGCCGCUUUGGCUGCUGCAGCCGUUAAUAAAGGCAAUCACGAUGCAAACACCUCUCAAGCCUCAGAAGCAAGUUGUAGUGUAAAGAGCAGUAAUGGAGGAAGCGGUGAAGUGGAGGAGACACCCGAAUCGGUUGCUGCUGCUGUAGUGGAUGAAAUUUUAAACGCUGCCAUUGUUGAAGUUUUGAAAGAAACAGGCGGAGAAGUUGCAUCGGUGAAUAACAUAAGCAUUGCCACUACUACUGAUGGAGAAUUGAUUACUAACAAUAACAACAACACAAGUACUAACAACAUUUCCAUCACAGGCUCUGACGGCGGAAACAAUAAUCAUACAUCGCCUUUGGAAGUCAAUCAACAUAACUCAGAAGAGAGUGUAGAAAUGCAUAGUGAAAAUGAUGCCGUUGUAACCGCCAAAUUCACUCAUGUCCUUCAAAAAGAUGCAUUUCUUGUCUUCAGAGCUUUAUGCAAAUUAUCUAUGAAGCCUUUGCCGGAAGGUGGACAUCCCGAUCCCAAGUCACAUGAGUUGAGAUCUAAAGUGUUAUCAUUACGUUUGCUUUUGUCCAUUUUGCAAAACGCUGGCCCAGUCUUUCGCUCGAAUGAGAUGUUCAUAAUGGCUAUCAAACAGUAUUUGUGCGUCGCCCUAUCUAAAAAUGGUGUCAGCCUGGUGCCCGAAGUAUUUGAAUUAUCUCUUUCCAUAUUUGUUGCGCUACUUUCAAAUUUUAAGAUACAUUUGAAAAAGCAGAUAGAGGUCUUCUUCAAAGAAAUUUUCUUAAAUAUAUUGGAGGCGACGUCUAGCUCCUUUGAGCAUAAGUGGAUGGUCAUACAGGCUUUGAAUAGAAUAUGUGCAGAUGCUCAGUCGGUGGUAGAUAUUUACGUCAACUAUGAUUGUGAUUUCCAAGCUGCAAAUUUGUUUGAGAGACUUGUCAAUGAUCUGUCAAAAAUUGCCCAAGGUCGUCAGGCCUUGGAGUUGGGUGCUAAUCCUAUGGAGGAAAAGUCAAUGCGCAUACGUGGCCUCGAAUGUUUGGUCUCCAUCCUAAAGUGCAUGGUGGAAUGGAGUCAAGAUCUCUACGUUAAUCCCAAUAUGCCUUCCCUAAAUGCGCACGAAGGCACAGCCGCCCACAACAAAUCAGCAAAUUCAACUGAUCUGCAAUCUCCGACGGAUAAUGCUGAUGCGGUCUCGCAUACGAAUACGAUAGGCGUUCGUUCCAUUCAUGGUGGCUCCAGUCAUAGUUUGAAUUCAUAUGGUAGCAUUAAAAAUAAUGAGGUUCUUGAUUUACCCGAAGCUUUGGAAGAGAGAAAAAUGCGCAAAGAAGUCAUGGAGCAGGGCAUUGAACUUUUCAAUCGCAAACCCAAAAAGGGCAUACAAUUCUUGCAAGAAAAACAGUUGCUCGGUCCAACAACAAAGGACAUUGCCAAGUGGUUGCACGAAGAUGAGCGUCUCGACAAAACCGUUAUAGGAAAUUAUAUUGGGGAAAACGAUGACCAUUCGAAAGAGGUGAUGUGCGAAUAUAUUGAUUCCUUUGAGUUCCAUACUCUUGAAGUUGUGGCUGCUUUGCGUAUGCUUUUGGAAGAGUUCCGUUUGCCGGGAGAGGCUCAAAAAAUCGAUCGACUUAUGGAGAAAUUUGCAAGUCGUUAUUGUGAAUGCAAUCCGAACAAUCCUUUAUUCCAAUCGGCUGAUACUGUUUAUGUGUUGGCCUUCUCGAUUAUUAUGCUGACCACAGAUCUUCAUUCUCCUCAAGUGAAAAAUAAAAUGACCAAGGAGCAAUACAUCAAACUUAACCAAGGCAUCAGUGAUAGCAGAGAUGAUCUUCCCGUGGAGUAUUUAUCCUCAAUUUACGAUGAAAUAGCCGGCCAUGAAAUCAAAAUGAAAAAUACAGUGGUCAAUAAACCGGGCAAACAAAUCAUUGCCAAUGAGAAACGGCGCAAACUGCUAUGGAAUAUGGAAAUGGAGGCCAUUUCCACAACUGCAAAAAAUCUCAUGGAAUCUGUGUCGCAUGUUAAGUCCCCAUUUACGUCUGCUAAGCAUUUGGAGCAUGUGCGACCCAUGUUCAAAAUGGCUUGGACACCGUUUUUGGCAGCAUUUUCUGUUGGCCUACAGGAUUGUGAUGAUCCUGAAAUAGCUUGUCUCUGCUUAGAUGGUAUACGUUGUGCUAUUCGGAUUGCUUGCAUUUUCCACAUGACUUUGGAACGCGACGCCUAUGUACAGGCUUUAGCAAGAUUUACUUUGCUGACCGCCAACUCACCAAUCAAUGAAAUGAAGGCCAAGAACAUUGAUACGAUCAAAACAUUGAUAAUGGUGGCUCACACGGAUGGCAAUUAUUUGGGCUCUAGUUGGUUGGAUAUUGUGAAAUGUAUAAGCCAAUUGGAAUUGGCCCAGCUUAUUGGUACGGGCGUUAGACCUAAGUAUUUAUCUGGGGCUCAGACUACCCUUAAGGAUUCCUUGAAUCCCAGUGUUAAGGAACAUAUUGGACAGACGAGUAGCCAAAGUGUUGUGGUUGCCGUAGAUCGUAUAUUUACGGGCUCUAUUCGUUUGGAUGGUGAUGCAAUUGUGGAUUUCGUUAAAGCCUUGUGUCAAGUUUCCGUAGAGGAAUUGCUAAAUCCUCAACCACGAAUGUUCUCGCUUCAGAAAAUCGUUGAAAUUUCUUACUACAACAUGGAACGUAUCCGUUUGCAAUGGUCUCGUAUUUGGCAGGUUUUGGGCGAACACUUCAACACAGUCGGCUGUAAUAUGAACGAGGAAAUAUCAUUCUUUGCAUUGGACUCGUUGCGUCAGUUAUCCAUGAAAUUUAUGGAGAAAGGAGAAUUUGCCAAUUUCCGCUUUCAAAAAGAUUUUCUGCGGCCAUUUGAGCACAUUAUGAAAAAGAAUCCAUCUCCAGCCAUUCGUGAUAUGGUGGUGCGUUGCAUAGCUCAAAUGGUUAAUUCGCAGGCUCGAAAUAUUAAAUCUGGUUGGAAGAAUAUUUUCUCCAUAUUUCACUUAGCAGCUGGUGACCACGAAGAGGCCAUAGUUGAGCUAGCUUUUCAAACUACAAGCAAAAUAAUCGGUGAAUUGUAUCAAAAACAAUUUGCCAUUAUGGUAGACUCAUUCCAAGAUGCAGUUAAAUGUCUUUCUGAGUUCGCUUGCAAUGCCCGCUAUGGAGGUGAUACAAGUAUGGAGGCAAUACGUUUGGUUCGAACCUGUGCCCUUUGCGUCCACGAAUCGCCACAACUAUUUGCUGAACACGCUGGUAUGGAAAAUGACAUUUCUGUCGCCGAAGAAGACCGUGUUUGGGUCCGAGGUUGGUUCCCCAUGUUGUUUUCACUAUCUUGUGUAGUAAACCGUUGUAAAUUAGACGUGCGUACACGAGCCUUGACUGUGCUGUUUGAAAUUGUCAAAACCCAUGGUGACAGCUUUAAGCCCAAUUGGUGGAAGGACUUGUUCAAUGUGAUCUUUCGAAUUUUUGACAACAUGAAGUUACCAGAACAUGUAACUGAGAAGUCCGAAUGGAUGACCACAACGUGCAAUCACGCGCUGUAUGCUAUUAUCGAUGUCUUUACGCAGUACUUUGAUGUAUUGGGCCAUUUGCUAUUGGAAGAUCUUUUUGCUCAACUACAUUGGUGUGUACAGCAGAACAACGAGCAACUGGCCAGAUCUGGCACCAACUGUUUGGAAAAUUUAGUGAUAUCGAAUGGUUUUAAAUUCAAUGAAGCUACUUGGGAUAAGACCUGUCAAUGUAUUUUGGACAUUUUCAAUGCCACGCUACCGGCUGAACUGCUGACGUGGCGUCCGAAUCCCCAACAACAACAACAGUUACACAUGCAACUUCAACAGCAACAUCAGCCACAUUCACAGCAACAACAUGUUCAUAACCAGCCUCAUGCUCCAAAUCAAAGGAAAAAUUCACAACCACGUAGUGGUGAUUCACUGAAUCGCUCGUAUUCACAACAUUCCGUUUACAGUCAUACAGGAAGUUUUGAUGAAGAAACCUACUCUCAACACCAUCAACACAAUACACAAGUUCCUGUGGUUCCCCAGAACCCUGCCCUCUUCGAAAGUCUCAAUAUAAAAUGUGUGGUACAACUAGAACUGAUACAAACUGUAGAUAACAUCAUUUUCUUCCCUGCCACUUCACGGAAAGAAGAUGCAGAAACUUUGGCGCAGGCCGCCGCUGAUUUAACUGGCAGUUGUGCCACACAUCCUGUUCUUGAUUGCCAACGCGAGGAGCAGGGUAUGUAUAGUUAUUUGCGUACACGUCAACUGCUUACCUUGGCCGAUUGUUUAAUGCAAUCGCAUCGCUUCGCAAAACGUUUCAAUGCCGAUCAGGAACAGCGAAAUAUUUUGUGGCGAGCCGGUUUUAAAGGAUCCAUUAAGCCAAAUUUGUUAAAACAGGAAACCGCUUCAUUGGCUUGUGUGUUGCGUAUCUUCUUUAAAAUGUAUGGUGAUGAGAAUAGACGUAGCGAUUGGCCAGGAAUCGAGCUGGAAUUGGUGCAAGUAUGUAAAGAAGCUUUAACAUAUUUCCUGAGUCUACAGAGUGAAGCGCAUCGUGAUGCAUGGACAUCUCUAUUGCUGUUAAUAUUGACGAGGUUACUUAAAAUGGGUGAUGCCAGGUUCGCUACCCACGUCUCCAAUUAUUAUACGUUAUUGUGUGAAAUGAUGUGCUUUGAUAUGAAACUUGAAUUACGAAGUGUCCUUAGGCGUGUAUUUUUGCGUAUUGGUCCCGUCUUCAAUAUAGCAAAUGCAAAAUAGUGCUUUAUCCGGCGGAGCAGUGGUACCAAACGACGGAUUUCCUGCAAGCGAGUUUAAAAGAUAAGACGAAAUUUUUUGCGAAACAAAUUCAACAAACAAAAUAUGUAAGCUAAUUAAUCUAGAAGAAAUCGAUAAGGAUGUUUUUAAAACUAAAAAAUAAAUAAAUUAAAUAUUAAACUACUUAUGUAUUUAUAUAUGAAAUAUAUUUAUCAUUAUUUACGCGCCCCUUUAAACAUGUAUAAUCAAAACAAUAAUAAGGUGUAAAUGUUUAAAAUGUAUAUGUAUGCUUUAUUUAAUUAUUUUUUCGACCUUUUCCCCCUUCAUCAUAUAUACUAUGCUAUAAACUAAAAAAAUUAACUUUAUGUAUUAAAAAUACAUUCUUGGUAUUAUAAUACAAAAAACUUUCAAAAUACAAUAAAUAUUGUUACAAUAGCAUAUGGGCAAAUGUCAAAUUUUUAUGUUGUUAUUUGCAAUUUUUUUUUGUUUACCAGUUAAUUGAAGUGCUUUACCUUAAAUAUAUUGUUUUUUUUUUUUUUUUUUUUAAUUAUUUGUAAAGUUUUUUUUUUUUGUAUGCAGCAUAUAAAAGUGCCAGCUAAAGAACAUUUUCAACCGUUUAAUUUUAAUAAAAAUUGGCAAUUUAAGCUUGGUUAUGUCUUAAAUAAUAUCUAUUUAUUUAUUUUUUACUUCAAUUAUCCCAAGGGGGGUUCGUUUUGCUAGUGAAUAUUAUAAGAAAGCAGAUAUGGUUUUUAAGAGUUGAGGAAAAUAAAUUGCCGGAUUUCAGACGGUUAAAAAACUGAUAUCACAUCAUAGGCAAGCUUGUUUUAGGAUGGUUAAUCAAGUCCUCAGUGUCAUUGUGAACAAUUGUACAACAUCUAUUCUCUAAUCCUUAACCUAAUUGCAGUUGUUACAUUUAUGAUUUUUCUCUCAGACAGACGGACAUAAUAUAUAUAUGUUUAGCAUCCAAAAAACGCAUAUAACAAUGGUGUGAUAUAUGAGUCCUGAUCCUGAAAAGCUGUCAAUUUAAUUUCCUCUACUCACAAAAACCUUUCUCAUUUUAAAGGACAUUACGUGGCCAUAAACCCCAAAAUGGUCUUUGGGGUAAUUAUUGUAAAGAACAAAUAUAUUCGAAUGACAGACUGGCCAUAGAGGCGAAAUGGGAAACAAAAGCAGAUGAUUAGCAGUUAUUGUUAAACAAUUAUCAUCACUUCCUUAUAAAACAUCUCCCACAACGCAAUACAGUCUUAUCCAAUUUAUGAUUUGUCUUGUGUAAGUGUAUUUGAACAAGUUAAAUUAAAGCUUAUAAAAGCUAGUUUUGCGUAUACUUUUGAGUAGUUUUAUGUUUAAAAAUAAUAAUAAAAAGGAGUGUGAUUCCAAAUAUUUUUGGGUAUUAUUUAAAAAUAUUUAUAUAUUUUGUGAAAAUAUUGCAAAACUCACCAAUUUUUAUUAUACCACCACAACAACUACUUACAACUAAUAUAAACUACGUGUACAUGUACGUGUACGUGUACUAAUAUAAAAUAACAAAGAAACUCACAUUGUAUACUGUCCAUAAAAAAAUUAAGAAAAUUUCCAUGCAUACAUAUAUAGGACAAUAUCCUUUGACGGGUAUGUAUUGUACAUUGACGUUCGUAGCAAGAUUUUUGAACAUUCUUGUUUUGUUUUACUACAAAAA
This is a messenger RNA of Stomoxys calcitrans (stable fly), 7417 nucleotides long. RefSeq names its product brefeldin A-inhibited guanine nucleotide-exchange protein 1 (gene Sec71). The record is from RefSeq and is a predicted model, not a curated record. The transcript has 4 exons. Gene Ontology annotation, biological process: regulation of ARF protein signal transduction. Lineage: Eukaryota; Metazoa; Arthropoda; Insecta; Diptera; Muscidae. Bases 364 to 5745 code for a protein of 1793 amino acids. Gene Ontology annotation, molecular function: guanyl-nucleotide exchange factor activity.